This is a messenger RNA of Tarenaya hassleriana, 1287 nucleotides long. RefSeq names its product ubiquitin fusion degradation protein 1 homolog. The coding region runs from base 132 to 1103 and encodes 323 amino acids. NCBI's taxonomy places the organism in Eukaryota, Viridiplantae, Streptophyta, Magnoliopsida, Brassicales, Cleomaceae. Gene Ontology annotation, cellular component: VCP-NPL4-UFD1 AAA ATPase complex. The transcript has 10 exons. The record is from RefSeq and is a predicted model, not a curated record. Gene Ontology annotation, molecular function: polyubiquitin modification-dependent protein binding.
GUCACGCUAUCAAUUAUUCCUUUCUCUCUCGCUUUCCCGACGCCAAUUCAUUAGCGAUCUCUCUCCCUCUCACGCUCUCCGAGGUUGACAAGUUGCUCUCCUGGAUUAGCUCUAAUCGUCUGCAAGAAAAUAUGUAUUUUGAUGGAUAUGGUUAUUAUGGAACAUCGUUUGAGCAGACUUAUCGGUGCUAUCCAGCAUCCUUUAUUGAUAAGCCACAAAUUGAAAGUGGUGAUAAGAUUAUAAUGCCACCAUCUGCCCUUGAUCGCCUUGCCUCGUUGCAUAUUGACUAUCCAAUGCUGUUUGAGCUUAGAAAUGCUGCAACUGAACGCGUUUCUCACUGUGGAGUCCUCGAGUUCAUUGCAGAAGAAGGAAUGAUUUACAUGCCAUACUGGAUGAUGCAGAACCUGCUGUUGCAAGAAGGAGAUAUUGUGAAAGUUAAAAACGUCACUCUCCCAAAGGGAACCUACGUAAAACUACAGCCGCACACUACUGACUUUCUUGAUAUAUCUAACCCGAAGGCCAUCUUGGAAACGACAUUGAGGAAUUAUUCAUGCUUAACCACCGGGGAUAGCAUUAUGGUUCCUUACAACAACAAGAAGUACUUCAUAGAUAUAGUUGAGACAAAGCCUUCUAACGCAAUCAGCAUCAUCGAAACGGACUGCGAAGUUGAUUUUGCACCUCCGCUUGACUACAAGGAGCCGGAACGGCCCGCCCCUCCUGCUCAGGUCAAGGGUCCAGCAAAAGUUGAAGAGCCUCCAGCUGAACCAGAACCUCCCAAGUUCAACCCUUUCACGGGAGUCAGCAGACGUUUAGAUGGGAAACCUCUGUCCUAUCAGCCGUCGCCUGUCUCUUAUCCAUCCUCUGGGUCUAAAGACAAGCAGCCUGCCGUUGCUAAUGGUAGUGGCCAGUCAUCGGCAGGAAGCAGUUCACAGAAUGCUCGGCAAACUCAAGGGAAACUUGUGUUUGGGGCAAACGUAAACCGUGCCCCAAAGGAAGCACCAAAGGGAGCUGGAAAAGAUAACAAGCAAGAGCAAGGAGAGAAGAAAGAAGAGGAGCCCAAGUUUCAAGCUUUUACUGGGAAAAAGUAUUCAUUGAGGGGUUGAGCUUGAACAUGAACAUCACCUCCUCUACUCUCAGGUGGAGCAGCACUGUAGUGUUUCACAAUUCUCACAUGUUGUGUAUUAUGCCCUGCCCCCCACAAACUUUAAAAACAAAACUAGUAACCACUUGGGUUCUUCUUCUCAGACUUGCAAAAAAGAAAUGAAUAAAAUGUUUUCUCCGACCAAA